UGGAACAUCGAGUGACCUAUGUGGGCGUCGUCAGGCCGAAGCAUAUGACGGCAACAGACCUCGCGGGCAAAAGGGCAAUCUGCUCGAAUUUACACAUCGCUUUAACGGGAGGUUGGGUGGCUGUUUUGGAAGCUUUUGUUAUGGUUGUUGGUGUUCUUGUUGCCUUCGGUUGCUUGUUUUUCAAUAGUGUCGAAUUAUCUAGGGAGGUUGUAACUGUACUACUGAAGCAACAGACAGAUGUUUAUAUAGACGAGAUUUCAGCCACGAACUCCUACCUAGAUUGGUCUCCAAAUAGAUUUGGCAGCGAAAAAGAACAAGCAAAACGGUUGGAUCUUGUCAACAAGAGGCUCACCUUCCCCAUCCUGGCA
Messenger RNA from Clonostachys byssicola, 368 nucleotides. The record is from the annotation of a GenBank genome assembly. Lineage: Eukaryota; Fungi; Ascomycota; Sordariomycetes; Hypocreales; Bionectriaceae.